This is a messenger RNA of Mesocestoides corti, 747 nucleotides long. Lineage: Eukaryota; Metazoa; Platyhelminthes; Cestoda; Cyclophyllidea; Mesocestoididae. The record is from the annotation of a GenBank genome assembly.
AUGCUUGAUCCUCAAUUCUGCUCUUUCGGGGUCCCGGUGCCCCCAAAAUGUCUCCCUUCACCAAGAACCGUCGCCCGUGUAGCUUCAAACGGCCGUCGACAGGGUGUUGCAACGGGGACGCCGUUUUCUUUACGUCGAGGGCUCCAGCGCUUCGAAACAGUUUUAGAUGACGUCGAAUUAAAUAGUAAUAAGUUCUCCUCUCCAGGACGUCGAUCCUCAUCUCGUACUCACCCGAUAACUUAUCCUGCCUGCGAUCCUCCAUUAUGUUCAGAUUGCCGUCAGUUUGAUGCCAAGUUGUCCCCUGUUGGAAGCGACGAUGAUGAUACCUUCAAAUUGCUAUUGGAUCCAGAACGUCCACUGACACCUGAUGUAAGUGAUGAGGACGUUGUGCGCAUGAUGUUGACUGCGGCGGCAGCCAACGGUUCUGGUGGCUUCAACGGAAAGCUGAGAGGGGCGUGGUGGUGUGAAAAAUGCGUUUCUCUUUUGUCAUCUCCGGAUGUAGGCAUCGGAAAUUUGUUUGCUCUUCUGAGACAGUGGACCCCCUGCACUCAACUUCAAAUUGACACAAUUGUCAUGGAGGUGAGUGAUUUCUGUAGUGACUUCGAUCGUUGUUUACCUCUCUCUUUAUUCCAGAUUCUAAAACGUGGUGCCCACGUGGACGAUCGUGAUGGAAUGACCGACAUGACUCUUCUUCACUACACAGCAAAAUCUGGAGCCCUGGGGAAUGAAGAUUUGGCCUGCAAGUGA